GUUGCAUUUGGAGCAAAACGCGGUUUAGAUGCUUCAUCUACCUUGCCAGAGCACCAGUGGUACAGUGCAUCACAUGACUGGAUCCACUUGACGCAAUACUGCCGAACUUGGUCCGGCGAACGGCAGUAUAUGUGUGUGGACACAUUCUCACACAGUCGCAAAUUUGAACGAGCAUUCCAGAAGCUUGGUUUUGCUGCCACUUCAUUUGACGUGAAGAACAGUGAUGACCAGGACAUCACAUCGCCAUCUGGGUUUCGUUUGCUUUUGGACAUGAUCUUGCAGACCUUAGAUGGUGCCUUUUUACCGGUUGCACCACCUUGUUCCCUUUAUGUCGGCAUCUCGCAGGGAACGCACAAACGCAGUGCAGUAGAUUUGCUUGGCGACAUCAGCCUGAAAUGUGUGCGGCUCAGCAAUUUGAUACUUGCAAACACCGCCACCCUUUUGAUGCUGGCAUUCUGGUGGCGUCCCACUUUGCGAAUCAUGGUGGAACAACCUAUGACAAGCUGGCUGUUCAAGCAGGAAGCCUCAAAGGAUUUCAUAAACAUAUGGGAUUUGAAGCGCUACCUGACUCAUUUAGGAAUAUUCGGCCAUGACUUGCUAAAAUCUACACACUUGUAUUCGAACAUGGCGACUCUGUCAGCCGUUGUACGCAAAGCUACAAAGGCAGUCAGAGCAAAGCAUCGUAAUCGCAUGGAGCGCAAAAUUGAAAGAGCCAAAGCCCAAGGCAAGUAUGUCAAGGUCUACUAUGUCAAAAAUGACAAAGGUUUCCAUGGAGGUCCAGACUUGGCCAGUAGUGCCAGUUACCCUGCUAAAUUUGUAUCAGCUGUGGUAAUGUGCUGGCAGAAUCAGCAUGAGGGCAAAGAGUGA
Molecule: messenger RNA, 867 nt
Organism: Cladocopium goreaui
Lineage: Eukaryota; Dinophyceae; Suessiales; Symbiodiniaceae
Source: the annotation of a GenBank genome assembly